UGCUUUUAUUCAUGUUCCCGUGUGCGGGGCGCAGACAGACGCUGAAGCUUGCUAACACGGGGAGCUCAGAAACAAGCUAACUAGCAACUAACAAAAAAUGCACACAUUUUCGAGCGACUGCACGCAUUGUUAGCCAAAUAAAUGCACAAGUGAAAUGGCGACUUUAAUUGUGAUUUCGGAAAAAGGAGCUGCAUUUUCACACCUUGUUAGUGAGCCAGAAAAACAUUUUUAUUCGAUUGCGUCGGCCCAUGGAACUGGAACGACAGCGUCUCGACGAGAGCAUCUGAGCGCCGUUUGCCGACGAGAAGAUGGAAUCUAAUGCUAUUUUGAGUUACUAAUCCAUCCCCAAGUAGCCAUUUUAUGCCUCCGGUACAUAUCACACAAACGUGAAAGAGCUGGAUUUUCUUCCCGUUAUCCACAAACAUCGCUGUCCUCCGGUUUACAACGUCGUUCCUUCAGCAAUCACCUUGAGGUAGUUCUUCAGUGUCUUUGGCAGUCAUGGACUGGGCCACUCCUGCUGUCAAACUGAACCCCUACACUCGAGCCCGCAUGACAGAGGCCUGGCAGCAGCAUGGUGUUUCUCAACCUCAGGUGGUGCACACCAUCCCUCCUGGAGCUGAAAACUCUCUCGGCUGUACAGUGUAUGGAAUUGUCCUGCAGCAAGAGUCCUCAUCUCUUCAACAACAACAACAACAGCAGCAGACCCAGCAUGGACAGCACAGCCAGCACAAUCAGCAACACAAUGGGAAUCAGCAGCAUGGGAGUGCGCAACACAGUCAGCAGCACUCUGCCCAGACCCAGCAGGCCACGUUGCAGGUAGGAACCGAGGGAGGACACAAGUGUGGGGCCUGUGGACAUGAUAUAUCCCACUUAGCCAACCCCCAUGAGCACCAGUGUAUGGUAAGUCAGGACAGGUCCUUCCAGUGCACCCAGUGCAUGAAGAUUUUUCACCAGGCCACUGACUUACUCGAGCACCAGUGUGUUCAAGUGGAACAGAAGCCCUUUGUAUGUGGCCUGUGCAAGAUGGGCUUCUCCUUACUGACAUCUCUGGCCCAUCACCACUCAUCCCACAACAGCAGCAAUCCAAUGAAGUGUUCAAUUUGCGAGAAGACUUACCGGCCCGGUUCUUCCGGCAGCAUGACCUCCAACUCCUCAGCAAACAAUACCCAGCAGCCCAGUAGUCUUAGGGCAUCAGCCACCAGUAGCUCAUCCAUUCUACCCUUUCCGUCAGCCCGCGACCGGCCGUACAAAUGUUCCAUUUGCCAGAAGGGUUUCAAACACUUGUCAGAACUCACCCGUCACGACAGAGUGCAUACGGGUGAGAAGCCCUUUAAGUGUGACACGUGUGACAAGGCUUUCAGCCAGUCAUCACACCUUCAGCACCACCAUCGCACACACAGCAAUGAACGCCCUUUCAAGUGCGCCGUUUGUGAGAAAAGCUUCAAGCACCGUUCGCACCUGGUGCGACAUAUGUACGUGCAUUCUGGUGAGCACUUAUUCAAAUGCAAUCUAUGCGAGUUGCACUUCAAAGAGUCGUCGGAGCUCCUCCACCAUCCCUGCCACCCGCAAGGCUCUCGCCCCUUUCGCUGCGCAACUUGCGGGAAGGGUUUCAAGCGACCGUCGGACCUCCGCCAACACGAGCGUACUCACUCAGAGGAGCGGCCGUUCCACUGCGAUGAGUGUCAGAUGAGCUUCAAACAGCAGUACGCCCUGCUGCGCCACCGCCGCACGCACAAAGACCCAAGCGACCGGCCGUUCAAAUGCAAUCUGUGCGACAUGGGCUUCAUGCAGCCCUCGCACCUCCUCUACCACCAGCAUGUGCACGGCAUGGACAACUUGUUUAAGUGUGCCUCAUGCCAGAAGGAGUUCAGCCAAUCGGGAGAGCUGCUUAGGCACAAGUGCGGAGAGUCGCCCAACACGGUGCCCGACAAGCCGUUCAAGUGCGACAUCUGUGGCAAGGGCUACAAGAAGGGUUCCACGUUGCAGCGCCAUCAAAACUCUCACUGUCAAGAAAAGCCCCUAAAGUGCUCCCUGUGCGACCGCCGCUUCCUCUCCUCCUCUGAAUUUGUGCAGCACCGCUGCGACCCCUCCCGGGAAAAACCACUCAAGUGUCCUGACUGUGAGAAGCGCUUCAAGUACUCCUCAGACCUCAACAGACAUCUGCGCGUGCACACGGGGGAAAAGCCGUACAAGUGCGAGCAUUGCAACAAGUUCUUCAAGCAACGCGAACACAUGACCAAACACCAGAGCACACACUCGAGAGAAGGACAGUUUAAGUGUGUUUGGUGUGGUGAGCGUUUCAGUGACUUGGGCUCUUUGCAGGAUCACACGGUACAGCACACAGCUGAUGGAGGGGACUACCCCGUCUCCCAGUGCAUGUAACUGAAGCCGUUGAAUGCAAUCGGUGAACUUGUUGGCCGCUACGAGCAUGUUUCUACCAAGCAGUACAGUUCAGGUUUAGUAAGGGUACACAUUUUGGUUUGUGUGUGUGUGUGUGUGUGUUUUACCAAAAAUUGUGGCAGGUACCAAAAGUGAGAUCUAUGAUCCACUUUUUGGCGCUCUUUGAUAGGAUACCAACGUCAGUGGUACCUUAAAUAACGAGUGGAGAAAGACGCCGUUUGGGAAGAGAGAACAAAACUCAGAUUUUCCCACGGUGUGUUGUGAGCAGAUGACCUCACUUCACGUUGUCGUUUCCACAACGGGGUGAUUAUAACUGCAGCUUCUACAUACAUUUUGGAUUCUAUUCGCAUACCGACCAAUUCACCAAUUAAUUUAACAAAGGGAAUGCCCAUCUCUUGAAAAAUACCCGUCUGUCCUAGUACACAGUAUUUUCCAAAAUUCACCUUUUACUUUACAUCUAGUUCAAUUCAUUAGAUUGAAAGACAAAAGAAUGCAUCCAAUCUGGGUUUGACCAGUCAACAGACGGCAGUGUCAUAAGCGUACCACUGGCGGCCGGCACCACGUAGUGUUUUUGUACUUGCGUAAAGCUGAAAUUGCUGAUUUGGAAGCUUGCAUUCCAUAAUGCCCCCCCCCCCCCACCCUGACGUCUACUUUCUGCUUCAUCGUAGGCCUAUCGGCCUUCAAUUUGGUCUUCCUUAAGAAAAAAGGCAUAUUUAGAAUUGAGGUGCAUAACGAGGCUGUAAUUGGUAAAAGUCAAAUGCUAUAUUUUUGUCUAACUUACAUCUGAAAGUAUUCUUCAAUCAUAUCUUAACAGUUUCAUUCAAGGCCGUUGUGGUGUAUUCUCGGAAGAACCACAACUUUAUGACCGCACCACUUGCACAACAAGUAAUAAUGUUACCAGAUAAUGAGUUGUCGCAAGAUAACAAUUUGACAGUACUGUUGUUUUGAUACCAUUUUUUUUUCUCGGCCGCCGAUACCAAUUCCAGUCCCCCAGCUGUGCUGACAUCAUGCCGUUUGAAAAAACAAAAUAUUUUGCGCGUUAUUUUUUAACACUCGCAGAUAAGGGAUGCCAGCGUUUUAAUGCCAUAUCGGGAGCCCUCCCCAAACUAGUAUUGGUGCAACACUAUUUAAAAGUGUGUGUAAGGACACGUGUGUCAAAGUUUCUGGUUACCUCAGUUAUUUACACGAGAAGUAAAAAUCAUAUAAGAAUGUUGCAAUACAUGUGUUGGAUGUCAUUAUAUUGUGCAAGCGAUUAUAAUCUUGUGGUUGUUUGAUGUAAAGGCAAAAUCAUGAACAACAUUCAUCGUCCAAAUACUUUGGACCUAACUGUAAGUUGAUUCAGAUAUUAGCUGAUUGCUCCAUCCCAAGUUGGCCAGCCAAAAAGUGUUAUAAAUAGCACUUGUGGAAAAAAAAAGACAGAAUUUGCCAUUUAACAAAGAAUGCAAUCAAUUGAUUUUGUUCCUUCUUUCCCAUUGUCUCCUUUUUUUCCUUUGAGUUUUUCAAUAUCUAUAAAUUUACACUGGCAGCAUUUGUUUUUGCACUAGUUACAUUCAUUAAUUCAUUCAUCUUCCGAGCCACUUGAUCCUCACUAGGGUCGCGGGGGGUGCUGGAGCCCAUCCCAGCCGUCUCCGGGCAGUAGGCGGGGGACACCCUGAAUCGGUUGCCAGCCAAUCGCAGGGCACACAGAGACGAACAACCAUUCGCACUCACACUCACACCUAGGGACAAUUUAGAGUGUUCAAUCAGCCUGCCACGCAUGUUUUUUGGAAUGUGGGAGGAAACCGGAGCACCCGGAGAAAACCCACGCGGGCCCGGGGAGAACAUGCAAACUCCACACAGGGAGGCCGGAGCUGGAAUCGAACCCGGUACCUCUGCACUGUGAAGCCGACGCGCUAACCACUGGAUUACCGGGCUGCCCGCACUAGUUACAGACAUCUAAAAAUUACAUUUGUUUUUCAUGGCCACCACAAAAGGUUCAGCGUGAUAAGGUCCACUAAUUUUGCAUAAUUCACGUGUUCAGUGGUUUUAGGUUCCUGAGAAAUGAAAGGCCAAGGACAGCCGAAACGCAGCGAUGACUCAUGUUUUCUCAUAACUCCUGUAAAUGGACUAGCGUGACGAUUUUAGUGAUUGAGGAUGUUUCUCCUCUAGCGAAAUAGUUCUGUGUACUUUCUUUCCUAAAUACAAUCUGACGCAGAUCCCACAAAUUGAAAAUGACAGUGUUGACAUUCAAUAACAAGUACAAUUAUUCCGUCUAUUUAAGCUUCCUUCCGGGGUCAGUACUGUACAAAGUGGAUGUAUGUGACGAGUGAACCUGUCAAAAUGUGUCUUUCAAGAAAAAUGCAUUUCAAGAUGUUUUUUGUAUUAUUGCUACUUUUUACCCAAGUUAAAUGUUUUAACAAAUGCUUUGUUGCUGUCUGUGUAGUCCAAUUAGUCAGUGGUGCCACCAGCAAUUUGGGGCCCUUGAGUGGGGGUGGGGGGGAGAAAUAUUUUGGGUCCUACUCUUUCAUGCAGCAAACCGAAAAUGAAGUGCUAUUCAUUAGCAAAGACAUAUGUCACCUUAACCCUUGGCCCUUAGAAUCAUCAUCAGUUUAACCCCACAGCCUCGUAUGGCACCCUGGCAUGUAGUGAUUGUAUUAGUAUGUUAAAGGUUAUCUUUCGAUAACUCUCCUACUGUGUGAAUGUAGACUGUCUUUGGUUACAAAAGAAAAUACAUACUGACCUGCGCUUGAAAAAAAAAAUGUAGUUCUGAGCUGGCAUUGAGGGCUCUAUGUUCGUGGCCAGCGCAAAUCUGGCAUGUCGUGUGGUCUCACUGGGCUGCAUCAAGUUUGGUGUCUUUGCAGAUGCACUCGGCUUGCAAGGCGCCACUACAAACGGGUGGUGUGCACUGUUGUGGGUGUGAACACAGCCGAAUGUCUUCACAGCCAUUCGAAGCAGCUCCUCUCAUUCCAUUUAAAAUCCACGCGUGAGAGGCACACAUUCCUUGAUGACAAUUGCAGAGGGCAGAAUCGGUCUGCCUGCACCUUGAUUAUGUUCGGCAAAAUCACGUUAGAUUCCAAAUGCCGAUACAUCAAAAUCGGAUUUAUUGGCCAAGUAUACAAGAAAGUCACAAGGAAUUUACUUUCCAGUUACAACCCGUUCAGAGGAACUGAAACAAGACAGCAUAAACCAACACGGGGGGAGACAAAACAAGAAGCCUGGCGGCUCGCUGGCUCCAGCAUGUUUUAAGUGAAGUCUGCUUUCGGCCAUCAAAUUGUCAAGUGCACCGGGGGCAUGUCAAAAGUAACGCCCUCGGUGUGCUGGAAAGGCCAGCAUGUCGCAGAGCAGUCUGCCAAAUUCCUUAACAUGCUAAACAUGGCAUGCUUACGCAGGAAUGAAAAUGAAGAUGUGCCAAUUUUUACACUCGCGAGCACCUGCGCUGUCUACGAAUUUAGAGCCCAGAGGAUAAACUUGCAAUAAAACACAACUAUUGUUCUCAAAGUCCAUAUCCAAAUGAGCAGCAAAGGCGUGCAGGUGAUUGCAAAGGAGCGAAUGUUGAUUUUUCAUCAAGGUUCGUUAAACAUCGCACUGGGGGAAACAUCUUUGUGUACGUUUGCGACUUUGAACAAACCUUGACCAAAAAAAGGGAAAGAAAAUCAACAUUUGCUCCCUUCGCAAACACUUGCACACCGUCGCCGCUCAGUGGAAUAUGGAAAACAGAUUUUUUUGCUAAAAAUUCUGUUGAGCCUGGUGCUAUCUGUCAAGGUGGCGUCAUGCCCACUGUGCAGGUUGGAUUUUUAAAAAAAACAGGUUUCUAGCAUUUUCUUUCUGUUUCUGCUGAUUUGGCUAAUUCUCUCUGUUUUCCCCUUUCCCGAAUUCCCCAUAUUUGCAGUGAGUGCGAAAUUAAAAUUAUUUUCAUUUUGACUUAUUUUCUGUUGAAACCUAGAA
Molecule: messenger RNA, 6324 nt
Organism: Hippocampus zosterae (dwarf seahorse)
Lineage: Eukaryota; Metazoa; Chordata; Actinopteri; Syngnathiformes; Syngnathidae
Gene: znf319b
Product: zinc finger protein 319b
Exons: 3
Coding region: 499-2382 (627 amino acids)
Source: RefSeq, a predicted model, not a curated record